AUGGUGUACUACUUCAAAUCGACAGCGGUUGAACCGCCGGCGUUCAUCUAUGUGGGCAAGGACAAAGUGGAGAGUAUGUGGCAGAUGCGUCUCGGAGAAUUGGAAGCAGCAUCUGACAUUGGACUUGCAGAUGAGGAUUUGAUCAAGUUCGGAUGGGAUGAAGAUGUUUGUGCACACGUCUAUGUGCGACUACGGCAAGGGGAGACAUGGACCACGAUUCCAGCAGGGUUGCUGGAGGACUGUGCCCAACUGACCAAAGCAAAUUCCAUUGAAGGUAACAAAAAGGACAACGUCACUAUCAUCUACACUCCCUGGUCGAACCUACGCAAGGAUGCAUCAAUGGCAACUGGCCAGGUGUCAUUUCACGACCCAAAGAUGGUCAAGAAAGUUCACGUCAAGGAACGACAGAACGCGAUUGUCAACAGAUUGAACAAAACCCGAGUCGAGAAAUUCCCCGACCUCCGAGAAGAGAGGGAGGCCGACCAGAGAGAAAAGCGUAAGGCAGAGCGAUUAGAGCGUGAGAAAGUCAAGGCGGCGGAUCGGGCAGAGAAGAAGAGAAGAGAAGACCUGCGAUAUCAAAAGGACCAUGCGUAUGAUGAUCUGUUCAGGGAGGAGAACAUGGUCAGCAACCAAGACCGAGAUGCCAACUUCUACGAAGACGACUUUAUGUAA
Messenger RNA from Exophiala mesophila, 672 nucleotides. RefSeq lists its product as uncharacterized. Lineage: Eukaryota; Fungi; Ascomycota; Eurotiomycetes; Chaetothyriales; Herpotrichiellaceae. The coding region runs from base 1 to 672 and encodes 223 amino acids. The record is from RefSeq and is a predicted model, not a curated record. The transcript has 3 exons.